GCAGCCCCGCCCUCCGCUCGGCCCGGGCCCCAGGCCGACUGCCGCGGAAAUGGCUGCUCGCUUCCGAGGUCUCCGUAGGGCGGUGGGGGUCUCUCCCCGCCUUGCUUGGAGACGAGUUUACUCAGAAGCUGGGGGACACGUGAAAGCCGAGUACGACGCGGUGGUGAUAGGAGCAGUCACAGCCCAGCUGCUGGCUCCUAAUUGGCAAAGUGGACUCUGGGGCACCAGCUGCCUUGGACACAACGGACUGGUGGCUGCAGCAUACCUGCAGAGACUUGGGGUGAACACAGUGGUCUUCGAGAGGCGUCAUGUGAUCGGGGGUGCCGCUGUCACUGAGGAAAUCAUCCCAGGGUUUAAGUUCUCUCGAGCAUCCUACCUCCUCAGCCUGCUGAGGCCACAGAUUUACAAUGAGCUGGAGCUAAAGAAACAUGGGCUGAGGCUUCAUCUUCGAAAUCCCCACUCCUUCACCCCCAUUCUGGAAGAGGGCACAGGGAGCAUGGUGCCUAGGUCCCUGCUGCUGGGCACAGAAAUGGCAGAAAACCAGAAGCAGAUUGCCCAGUUCUCACAGAAGGAUGCCCAGGCCUUUCCCAAAUAUGAGGAAUACAUGAGCCGCUUGGUACUGGCCAUUGACCCUCUGCUGGAUGCAGCCCCAGUGGACAUGGCGGCCUUCCAGCACAACUCUCUGUUGCAAAGGCUGAAGGCACUAUCCACCCUCAAGCCCCUGCUGAAGGCAGGCCGCAUCCUGGGGGCCCACCUUCCCCAGUACUACCAGGUCCUCACAGCUCCCAUUGCCAAGGUGCUGGAUCAGUGGUUCGAGUCUGAGCCUCUAAAAGCCACUCUAGCAACGGAUGCUGUGAUUGGAGCCAUGACAAGCCCUCACACUCCAGGGAGUGGGUAUGUGCUGCUGCAUCAUGUGAUGGGGGGCCUGGAGGGAGUACAGGGUACCUGGGGCUAUGUCCAGGGUGGCAUGGGUGCUCUCUCUGAUGCCAUUGCAAGCUCAGCCACUGUACACGGAGCAAGUAUUUUCACUGACAAGACGGUCGCCAAGGUACAAGUGAGCAGUGAAGGCUGCGUUCAAGGAGUUGUACUGCAGGAUGGCCUGGAGGUCAGGAGCAAAGUAGUGCUGUCCAGCGCAUCGCCUCAGGUCACCUUCCUGAAGUUGACACCACAGGAGUGGCUUCCAGAGUCAUUCGUAGAGAGGAUCUCCCAGCUGGACACCCAGUCUCCUGUUACUAAGAUCAAUGUGGCUGUGGAUAGGCUGCCCAACUUUCUGGCAGCUCCCAAUGCUCCCAGAGGCCAGCCACUUCCCCAUCACCAGUGCUCCAUCCACUUGAACUGUGAAAACACCCUCCUCCUUCAUCAGGCCUUUGAAGAUGCCCAAAGUGGCAUGCCUUCCCACAGGCCCAUGAUUGAGCUCUGCAUCCCUUCCUCGCUGGACCCCACACUGGCUCCUCCCGGCUGCCACGUCAUCUCCCUCUUCACCCAGUACACACCUUACACUCUGGCGGGAGGCAGGACCUGGGAUGAGCAGGAGAGAAAUGCUUACGCUGAAAAAGUAUUCGACUGCGUUGAGGCCUACGCCCCUGGCUUCAAGGGCUCUGUGGUGGGCAGGGACAUCCUCACCCCACCAGAUUUGGAGAGAGUCUUUGGGCUUCCUGGAGGGAACAUAUUCCACUGUGCAAUGUCCCUGGACCAGCUCUAUUUUGCCCGCCCAGUGCCACUGCACUCUGGGUACCGCUCCCCUCUCCGGGGCCUGUAUCUCUGUGGCAGCGGGGCUCAUCCUGGAGGAGGGGUCAUGGGAGCUGCUGGACGAAAUGCAGCCCACGUGGUCACUAGGGACCUCAAGAGCAUGUGACAGCGACUCAACCCCAGCCCAGGAGGAAGAACUCAUUGCUGCCAACAGUUGGCCCAGCUGUCUAGGGAGCUCUGCUCCAAACAGCGCUGCUCCUGCCAGGCAAGUCUACAAAGGUCAGCUGGUAUUUUAGAAGAAUGUGCAAGUUAUACUUCGCACAGUCACCUGUACCGUGUGUCUCUGUGAAUAAACGGGCUGUGUUUUAUUAAAAAUGUA
Messenger RNA from Fukomys damarensis (Damara mole-rat), 2068 nucleotides. RefSeq names its product pyridine nucleotide-disulphide oxidoreductase domain 2 (gene Pyroxd2). The transcript has 17 exons. Bases 50 to 1855 code for a protein of 601 amino acids. NCBI's taxonomy places the organism in Eukaryota, Metazoa, Chordata, Mammalia, Rodentia, Bathyergidae. Gene Ontology annotation, molecular function: oxidoreductase activity. The record is from RefSeq and is a predicted model, not a curated record.